CACGUGGUCAAUAUGGCGGAUGAAGGAGUUCUUCAAUUUUGUACGCAGGAUCACGCAGGAAAGUGAUUUGUCAGAUUAAGCGUUUUGUCCAUUUUGACAACCUAAAUUGUAGGUAUAGACAUUACAGUUAUCUCUCUCAUAAACAUGGCUAAGACGAGGAAAAGAUCAGAGAAGGAGAAAUCCUCCAAGAAGUCAAACAGCAGCAUGAAUCCAGGUAUAAAAGCUCCACGUUAAUAAGUUGCUAUCCUCGCUUCAGUGAAGUAAAAUUUAUAGUUUCAAUAAUUUUAAGGCAGUGAAUGUCUCACUCUUGCAAAUAGCCAAGCAAGAUAAGAAAGCAGAGACGUAAUGGGGGCCUAACUACUCGGUUACGCUUUAUAAACAUGACAGUCGCUGUUUUAAACCGAGAAAUCUUCGCCGAUCAUUUUUAACUUUUAAGCUUAAUUUCCUACUUGUCAUGAAAAUUUGUAGACCGUCCAAAACCAGCAGGAGGAUCGAACAUGCGAGACAAGGCAACAAUAAACAGACUGAAGAUGUACAAAUCAGGGGGAAAGGCAAUAAGGUGUGAUAAUUAAGGUGUUGAUUGUGCAUUGGUUUAGUAUUCUUAGUUUGCAACCUCGUGACAAGAGGCCUUGUUGGUUGUCAGUACCAUAAACCUUUUGUCCAAGAUCUUACAUGAAAACUGAGUUUAGUUCCCAACCACUAACAUGGACAUCAUGAUGGCAUGUGCAAACCAGCAACAAAAUGUUUAUGGCUCCCUCAAUUCCGAGAGCACCCAUCAACACUCAUCCUCUUCCCCACCCUCCCCCUCAGGAAUUUUCCAGACAUUUGGGUUUCCUUUUUUUCAUUAAUAAUUGCAACCCCAUGGUGGGUUCAGCUCAUACAUUCAAAUCCCUAGUGUGGGGCUUCUGGAAGAGUGCAAAACUCAGUGGAAAAACUGAAGUGCUUAACCUUGUUCAGAGUUAGUCAUGAUCACUGUAUUCGAUAAUAUGCCAUGUAGAACUAAACAGUGGACACAACAAACAAGUUCACAUGUACCAGCUCAAAUUUACUUACUGUAUUUAUUCGAAUAAGCGCCCAACCUCGAAUAAGCGCCCACCUCGAAUAAGUGCCCAUUCUAAAGGCAGAAAAAGUUAAUAAGCGCCCAGCCUCGAAUAAGCACCCACUCCCUCCUCCUCCCAAUCAAACCCAAAUAAGUGCUCACCCCCACCCCACCCACUUGAGUGAAUAAAUUCUGAUAAGAGACUUUCCCGAGGACGAAGUUUUCUUCAGAGUAUUUUACAGAAACCUUGCUUUGUUAUAUUUUACUUUGUCGCAUUUUGUUAUUAGCAUUUAUUGUUUUGUUGCAAAAAACAUACUUCACUGCUGAAAAUGGUGAAAAUUUAAUAAGCGCCCACCUCGAAUAAGCGCCCACUCUCAAGGUCCAAAAAUUUAAUAAGCGCCCAGGCAGUUAAUCGAAUAAAAAUUAAUACGGUAUAAUUCUUUGUUUCAUUUUAUAAUACAGUCAUGAACUGAGUUCUCAAAAACUCCUCAAGACAGCAUAAUAGUUUACUAAUACUGAUCCUUUUCACUAAAUUUAGUGUAUAUUCAAUUGCUUGAAAAUGAUGGCAUGGAGACAAUAUCAAUCACUCUUUUAUUAAAGAACAAGGUGAUCCAACUACUAAGAAUAAGAUGAUGCUAUAUUACAGUCAUAAUAUCCUUGAAACUCAGUCAUAAUAUCCUUGAAACUCAGCCAGUUGGUUUUGGUCAAUAGUUUCUGAUUAAUACAAACUAAUUCCUGUUUAAAUAUAUGUAAUAAUUGUCUUAUUUAAUUUUUUAAUAUUUUGUUUUUUAGAAAUAAGCAGGGGAAAAUAGUGAAACCAGCGCCUUUCCAGAACUCAGCCGUCUCAGGAGAGGUUGCAAGGGUUGCUCCAAAUAGAAAGUGGUUUGGUAAGUUCAUCACCCUUAAAUUAUCCAUACAUCAUAAACAACCUUAAUUAACAGCCCAGAACUGUUGUGUGUGUGAAUUAUCAUUAAUUUUCUUAUACCACUUCUGAAGUCAUUAUUUAAUUAAUGGUAAGAACUGUAAAAGAGCUCAAUGAUGUACAAGGCCAGUGCGUGGGGUACUCUGGAUUUCGAUGACGGGGAUGACCAAAGGAUUUUUGGGGGUUUGAAAUUUUUGAUUGCAGGAUUUUUUCGGUAGGAAAAUUUGGCAAGUAUGUUUUUGGGUGGCUGGAUUUAAUUAGGCAUUUUUUUUGUUAUUCCAAAACAAUCUGAAGAUUCACGGUAUUGCUGCUUAUGCUAGAUGCAUAGUUCUGCAAAUAAGGUAUCACCAAACUUUUCUUUUUAUACAACUUGUUUAACCCUUUCUGGAAAUUUUUAAGGUUUGGAAAUUUGGCAUUUUAAAGUUUGGAAAUUUGGGGGUUAAUUUUUCAGUGAUUUCUUUGGGUUUUGUUGGAAGCCUUAGGGAUUAUUUUGGGUUUUGAUUUUUGCCCUGAUUCGAUCAUCCUCAUCACUUGAGAUCUGGAGUACCCCCCUGGCAAAAAAUGAUUUAAUUUCACUUCUGAUCUUGGCUAUUACAAAUUCAGUUUUAUUCCCAAAAAAACGCCCCAGAAAUAUUUCCAAAUUUCGGCUAUUUAAUACUUAUCUUGGCUAUUACACGGUUUUAUUCAACCCAAACGUCCAAAUUUAGCAAACGUCCCAAAAACAACGUCCCAAAACUACCAGGCGUUUUUAGAUGAACGUUGCGAAAAACUGGGCACUAACCAUAAUGUUAAUAGUUUUAACAUUCGCUCAUUUCUCGAGCGAACUGUUGUUGAAAGAGCAAAUGAUUAUCCCUGCUAAAAAAACGUUCACCACCGCUGGUCAUAUCGACGCAAAAUUGAUCGAUUUUAGCGAAAUUUGCCAAAAAAAUGAAAAACCCAGCGAAAUCGGCUGUCUUUUACUGAUUGUUUGUUGGCGAAGUUUCCCCCCGAAAUUUCCCGUGAAAUCGGCCGAUUUUCCUAAGAAUUUGCCCCCGAAAAUCCUUCGAAAAUUGACUUUUUUCCGCACUAAUCCCGCGAAAUGGGCCGAUUUUUCGGCGAAUUUUGACUUUUCUCCCACGAAAAUCUCCCGAAAUCGGCCGAAAUUUCCGCGAAUUUUGACUUUUUUCCCGCAAAAAUGCCGCGAAAUCGGUCGAUUUUUCCGUGAAUUUGCCCCCGAAAAUCCCGCGAAAUUUUGCUUUUUUUUCCGCGAAAUAUCAGAAGGCCUGAUAUUCAGUAUGAGAAGGGAAAGCUUUUGAAUCAUCAUACAUAUUCAGAUUAUGAAGGAAUGACAUAUCAGAUACUCUAACAUGUCCCCUGUAGGUUUAAAAUAGUGGCUUAAAAUUAGUUGGGUGGUGUAGCCUAAUAUAUUAUUUUUUUAAAUAAUUCUAUUUUAUUUUCAUUCUCAAGCUCUAAAAUUAAAAGUUGUCACUUUAUUUGAACAACAGGGAACACAAGAGUGAUAUCACAAAAUGCAUUACAGUCAUUUCAAGAUGAAAUGGGCAAAGUGCUUAAUGAUCCAUACAAGGUACACAGUAGGUCAUCAUUUUUUUGCCUGAUUCUCAACCCAACUAGAUGAACUAUUAAUUUCUAGAAUAUUGAAUUAUAAAGUUUAUUUUUAGUCAGAGAAAAAUAGUAAAUAUAUUCAAACUUAUCAAAUGGGAAAGCAGCAUAUAAACUGUUUUCACGAGGAAGAUCCUAGUACUGGUGACAAACUACACAAAAUACCCACAAAAAUCCCAAAUUUGGAAGAGUGAGACAAGUCCCAAUCAGGGAACUUGGUUGGAAUUCCCUGGUUGGGUCUUUUCUCACUUUGCCAGAUUUGGGAUUUUUAUGGGUAUUCUUUAAAUACCCUAAAAUAUCCAGAAAUGGGAAUCCGUUAUUUUCUCCUGUGAUCAUUCAGUGGGUUUAAGCUUUGAUCUUUAAUUCCUUCUUUACUGUUAACCACACUGACCAAAACUUGUGCAUGUAUACCCAAUGAACAGUUGAUCCACCUAGCUUCUAGGAUCUUCCUGGUGUUAGGAUCUUCCUUCCUCCAUAUAAACAGCCUCUAAGAAUCUGAGUAGCUCUCCCUCAUCCAAAAAUUGAACAUAAUUAUUGAAAUUUUACGUAUCUUAAUUCAUCCUUGAAUUUUAUAACCAAAUUUUACAUAUACAUGUGUUUUAUUUGGUAACAGGUUGUAAUGAGGCAAAGUAAACUUCCAUUGUCUCUUCUAAAUGACCGGUCCCAGUCAGCAAGGGUUCACAUAUUGGAUACAGAAGGGUUUGAAACAACAUUUGGACCAAAAGCACAGCGUAAAAGACCAAAUCUCAAGGCUGGUGACAUGCAGGUGCGAAGUUAACACAUUAAAUUUACAAGUUACAGUGUUGUUAUUAUGAGGAAAAUUCCCUUGAAAAUUAUGUAAUGUACCCAUGCACAUUAUUACAGUACCACUCAAAAUUACUAGUCUCUCUUUUCUCGCAAGACAAAGACAAGUGUCUCAUUAAUAUCAUGAGACUAGUGUCUCAUCUUGAGAGAAGAAAGUCUUGUCUUGUGAAAAUCACUGAAGCAGCAAUGGUGGAAUAAAUUAUGAGAGAAGCUCAAUAUCUCUAUAAGUUUGAUCGGAAAAGCCAUGCAUAGAAGAUUUAGAAUAAUUUUCUGUUGUUAGGAGUUAAAAUGCAAAAAAUUUCCUGGGCAGAGCCUGCUCAUGAACCCCACUAGAAGCUUGCGACUUUGGCCUUCGUUUUGGAAAUCAGUCAGUAUUUAUAUUCUAGAUCCACGUCUGGUGCAGGUAACUUACAACUUGGCACAAAAAUAUUGAUACCCCCAUAUAGAUAGGAAAUUCAAAACUACAAUUAAAACAAUGGGGGUACCUUCUCUUGCUAUUUUCCCCUCAUGCCUGCCCUAUUGGAUGGCCACAUGUACAUCAGGUCAAGUUUCAUGUCGCUCAACUGGAUACAAUGUAUUUAACCAUACUUGGAAUAUCAUCCGAUUCUUUUGUAAGUGCUGACAGUUCGCUGAUUGAUGAUGAGCAUUAUUUAUUAUUUCAAAGAAUCAAAUACUUAGUUUAAUAACUUCUUGCUCAAUGUGUGACCGACUUCUUUUUACCACUCCACCUGACUGAUAUAACCCUCUUUUCAGAGUUUUAUGGAAGCAGCCCUGUUAUCUUCAGGUACUGUAUAAAUGUUUUUUUUUUAACAAAAAACGUUUUAGCAUCAAUUUGUGAUAGAGCGGUUUUCACUUGACUGUCGAAAGUAAUUGAGGAAUUGGUUUGGUUUUGGUUUUACUACGCCCUUUGGUUGGCUAGUGUAUUUACUUUGGUUUUGGUUUUACGACAGUCAAGUGAAAACCGCUCUAAUAUGACUGAAAGCUGUCAGUACCAUUAUUGAUAGUGAAAGUGUUUAAAAAUAGUCAUCGUCGAAUGAGGAUCAGUAUGAUGUCCAUGUAUUUACUGUUUGAAACAUUUUUACACUUCAAUCACACUAAAAUGUACAUGCAUGUGCGUGGUUUUAAAUCUUGCAGAAUUAUACGAUGAAGAGAAAGAUACGAAUCUUGUGAGGGAGAAUGAUGGUGAAAUGUGAGUAAUUAAUAAAGGCUGUAGGCUGCUUUGCAAAAAGAAGUCAAACAUGACUAAAAUAAGUAUUCAAAUAUUGUUGUUUGACCAAUACAUAACUAAAAACAAGCUAUUGUACUUAAGAUGGAUCUGCAUGGUGGUAAAAAAAUGAGAACUACAAUGUGCUUAACAAAUUAUUGUAAAAAGAAAAACAGUCAGAAGAAAACACAAAGCCAAAAGGAAAAGAUUAGAAAUAGUUCGUGGAAUUAAAAAAAUUAUUCGAAAUAAAAUCAUUUCAUUUCAAUUAAAACAAUUUGUUUUAUUUUUUGAAAAAAAAACUAUUUUCAAGGGUAAACACAUUUUUACUAAGGAAAUUACAAAGAAAGAAGAAAGUAAAAUAGCGUUGACUUCUUAACUAAUAUUUGCCUUUCCUUUUUCAAUAUUUAAGUCAAUGUCUGACAAUUCUAACUUGACUCCACUAGAAACUUGCAAACCCCUAAAGCAAAGUAAUACCGAAUUCAGGAGCACAAAUGAUAAUAAUAAUAAUAAAUAAUAAAUAAUCAUCAUCAUAAUCAUAAUUGUUAUGAUAUAUUACUAACAUUAUUUUGUAAGUAUGCCAGAGUGUUGUGUUGCAUUCUGCAAGUCUCUUUCCAAGAAGCAGCGUGUUUUCUUCUUUGUUUAUAAAUUUUCCCUUCCUCCUCUCCCUCAAGGGACAUCAGUUUAAUAAUUCCGAUUAAACUUCUUUUGGCCCUAAUAUGCUACUCAUGUUAUAAGUAAUAACAAUUCCCAAUGGCCAGCCCUGUUUUUCAAGUUUAUCCUUUAUUUUCAUCAAACUAAAACUUUGUUUAGUAUAAAGGGUAUAAUUUUACAAGAGACCAUUAAAUUUGCCACUUGCAGGGUGGAAGCCAUGGAAUCAAUUUAUGCAAAGGGACAAUCAAAACGAAUCUGGAAUGAGUUGUAUAAGGUGAAAAUAAUUUUUAUUGCCAGUGAUCAUUAUCAUUAUUUUUUCACUCUUUAGUUUUCAGGAGUACCUUAAACAUGUAUAUGAGAGACUCUAUGACUUAAAUUGAAAACUUUUUAUGUAGGUUUAAUAAUUUCUCAUUUUUUCAUUGAUUUCAGGUCGUUGAUUCCUCCGAUGUUGUCAUUCAGGUAUUGAAUUAGGAUUCUAGGUUCAUGCAAUGUGCACAUACUAAAAAUAUAGAGUAUGUACAGGGUGUAUAAAAGUCAAGAAUCAUUUUAUGGACACCCCAGUCUCUAUUUCAGGCUGCAUGAUAGAGACUCAAGUGUCUCUUUUGUGUGCAUUGUUCUUUCUUGUGCCCAAAUUACUUUCAUGCACCCACUAUUCAGGCUAUUACAGACAGUUCUCUUGGCUCCUAAGAUGCCUGACAGACAACUACCUAUAGCCUCUAACCUAAUUUAUAUAUAACAUGGAUAGACAUGCCUCAGUCUGUAAUGUGGACCCUUGGGCCUAUCUAUUAAUUUGUUGUGCUUUUUAAAAAAAUUGUACUGUAGUUUACUCUCAGUUCUUUUGUUCAUUCAGUGGUAAAAAUCAAAUUUAGAGUGGGUUUGUUAACAGGGGAGAGGCAGUUUUUAAAAUGGUAGUUGUCAACAGUACAUUAAUGGGGAGCUUAAGCAAGGACGACAACGACGACGUCAGUGAAAACGUCGGUAAAAAAAAUGAAUUUGCGUUCCUUCAAUUUUAAUCGCGUCUAUUUGGACCCACUCAAUAUGUCAAAUACAGGUGACUUUUUUUGGAGGUGAAUUCUUAAGGAUUUUAUUCAGGUUCAGAAAGAGGAAGGAAAAUUCGUCGUUGUAUGUCCACGUCCUCCAUAAAAUGUCAAAUUAGGAGGUUUCAUGACACAGUCGUGCAGUGGGUGACAACGGUGCAAAGGAAGUCAGUUUUACAGCUUGUCAUUUGGGCAAGCUGUAAAUGCACAUGUACUAGCUCAAAAGUCAUUUCAACUAGCCUGAUAAAAGAGAUUUUGAUGAGCAUUGAUAACAGUUCCUCACUGUAAUUUGAAUUCCGCGAAAAACUUCACUUGCCUACCAGGCAAGUUAAAUACCACUUAUUAACCCGAAAGUGAGGUCAUUAUAGGGAAACCUCAGACCUCACUUUCGCUUAAUGGACGAGGUUAAUAAGUUAUUUCUUAUAUGGACUUUCAGCACUGUUUAGAUAAAACACCGGCAAAAUAGCCAAAUCCAUUAGCCUUGGGCUAUCGGCACUACUUUCUUUGCCAUUGCUGAUUACAUGUACCUUGUCAUGGGAACUUGUCUUUUUCUUUUCUUCCCACACCUUUUUCCUCUUAUCUACACGUUCUGUAUUACAGGUACCAUUAUUUUCGAAGUAAUAUUAGGCGGUGUGAACACAAAGUAGAAAUCUUUUCAAUCAGUGAAUGUCUUUUUGUCUUUUACUGCAAUACGGUUUAAAAACACCUUUUAGUUCCUUAACACUUGUUUAUUAUUAAUAUUUUAUUUAUUUGCUUCUUUUUGUUCAGGUAUUGGACGCACGUGACCCGAUGGGGACGCGCUCCAGUCAUAUUGAAUCUUUUAUGAAGAAAGAGAAACAACACAAACAUUUGAUAUUUGUUCUCAACAAAUGUGACCUUGUGCCGACAUGGGUGACGGUAAGAAAGAGAUUUUUAUAAGAUUAUCUGAUAUUUGUAUUUUUUCUAUUCCUGGACUAGAAUCCUAAUGGGACAAUUAAGGUGAAAGUAAAAUCACUGAUCGUAGGCGGGAAAAAAGUAUGAAAGCCGCCAAAACAGUCUAUGAAGGCUUCGUAUUUUACUUCUGAUUGGCUGAAUGUUAAAGAACGUUCUUUGAGAUUUUUAGCCAAUCACAAUGCCUAGAAAUGCAGCACCAAAAGAACUUUGCCCUUAAAUAAGCGUUUAACCGCCGCACGCGGCGGACUAAUGUUAUAAUGGGUGUCUUUCUUUUCGUUUGUCUUUAUAGCAAAGAUGGGUGACAGUUUUGUCUGCAGAAUAUCCAACUCUGGCCUUUCAUGCAAGUGUAACAAACCCAUUUGGCAAAGGAGCUUUAAUAAACCUUCUCAGGCAAUUUGCCAAGGUUUGCCACUUUUAUUGUCGCAUAAUGAAAAGUAGGAAACUUAAAAAGUAUCUUGGGCCAAGGCCAUACGUCGUACUUUUCAUGAGACGAACCAAACUUAGUGAGUUAAGUUUAUUAAAGGUUCGACUUCAGGCUCAGUUAAGUUCGUCUGAAUGAGUUAGGAUCGUCCAGCACGUUCUCUCCGUCUGCUUCAGAUGGAUAGAACGACUGAAGAUCGUCUGGGACAAUCGUUGAUCUUUUAUACACACGGCGAAUUAAACUAGUAAAUUAAAAACUAGUAUGAAAUGUACAUUUAGCCUCCUUCGGGAGAAAAUUAUUUAUAAGUUAAUUGGUUUGACGUGUCCUAAGUUAGACGUCUGACCCAACAGACGAUCUUAACUGAAUUUAGGUCGACCCAAAUUAGAGCUUUGCUUGUCUCAUGAAAAGUUCGACGUUUUGCUAGGCCUUAGUGUACUGUGAUGUAUUUAGUGUGCAGUUUUUUUUCUCGUUUGCUCUUAUUCUAAUACAUGUAUAAGUAAUGGUAACAGGACUGAGUGGAGUCCAAUUCGGUCUGUAAUCAUACGAGUGAUUAACAAAAUCGGACGACCGCGUAGCGGGAGUCCGAUUUGUUUAAUCACGAGUAUGAUUACAGACCGAAUUGGACGACACAAAGUUCUGUUACCAAUUAAUCAUAACUUUAACAAAAUUUGUGAUAUAUAGGGCUCUUUUUAAAUCAAAACACAAGAAAUUCCACGAUUUUUUCGCUAGCAAUGAAAACAAAAAAGCCAUUUAAGCGCGCGCGUGAUGGCGCGUAUUGUCCAAUUACUUAGGCAUGACGCGUACUGUCCUAUUAAACUGUCCUAUUAAGGCUGAAAUCAGGGCAGUUGAGAACCAAUCAGAUUUGACAAUUUUGUUAUAGUUAUGAUUAAAUAAAAUAUCAGCAUACAGCUGUAGUGAUUGUCACCCUGUCAUUUCAAGUCUUAUUCCAUUUUUAAACUUUUUUUUUCACACAGCUUCAUUCCGACAAGAAACAAAUAAGGUUGGUUCUUACUUUUAAUAAUUCUGUUGUUGAAAUUGUCACUGAAAGAAACAGUAACUUAUUAAGUGUUCUUAGGCUUACCCCUUUCAUUAGACGAGAGCAGUGUGUUAUUUUUCUUUUGAGUCACGGUAGAUGCGAGCACGAUUGUUGGAGGAGAGGGGCGAGCGGCGAAGCCCGACCGAACUAAUUUGAUCAGUGUGGCUAAAUGUAUUUGAGGCAAAAUUAACCUUGAUCCAAUCCUGGUCGGUAUUUUUUCCCAACGAUGCUUGCGGUGGCACAAUAGGGAGCUUUAGCAUCGACGACGGCAACGGCAGCGAAAACGUCAGUUUUAAAAUGAAUUCCCGUUUUUUCAAUCUUUGUCGCGUUUAUUCCAAUUUGCUGAAAAUGGCAAGUGUAGGCGAAUUUCUCUGGAGUUGAUUUCUUGAGGACCGCACUCAAGUUUAGGGGGAGAAAAAGAGAUUCGUCGUCGCUUGUUUACGUCCUCUAUAAAACUUGCAAUUAGGCAUUUUCACGUGGUAGCCGUGCAAGGACGGUAAAGAAAUGUACAAAAAAGCGUUAUGAACGUGCAAAGUUGCUGUUUUGCGUAAUAAACCUAUUGCAUUUUUGACGUCCUCGUUGCCGUCGCCGUCGUCGUUGCUAAAGCUCCCUAAUGCUUUUAACAGGAGCACGUCGUUACUUGAAUACACAGUUGCUUGUUUGCAGUUUUUCGCAAAGUUUUUUGCUAUAGCCUUGUUGCUUGCUUGGCAUUUUUGUUCUGUGUUUUUUCCCAACCCUCCCUUCCUCUUUAACUCAGGGCAAGGUAAGUAUUGGUUGGUACUUUCGUAAGUAUUUGACGGUGCCUGGUGGGGGCUGCUCACGGGAGCAUUGACCAGCUUCACCAACUUGAUAGGCACCAGCGCCUAAACUCAUCUAUUGGUGAUGAAUUGAAUAUAAUUUUACCAUUUCCCCGCCGCUCGUGGCUUUGAGGAAAGAAGGGCGACCGCUCGCGGUCUAUCCUUUUAUGCCUUUUUCACCCUCAAUAUUGGCCUUCGUUGAUUUCCUUUUCAGUGUUGGUGUUAUUGGCUAUCCCAAUAUGGGCCUUCGUUGAUUUCCUUUUCAGUGUUGGUGUUAUUGGUUAUCCCAAUAUUGGCCUUCGUUAAUUUCCUUUUCAGUGUUGGUGUUAUUGGUUAUCCCAAUGUUGGCAAGAGUUCAAUUAUUAAUACCCUGAGAGCUAAAAAGGUCUGCAAUGUUGCACCCAUCGCUGGAGAAACAAAGGUAAGUUAGAAAACACAGUCAAAAUUAAUAUCAUAUCCCCUAAAACCGCUAAUAGAGUCCUUUAGAAAACUUAAGGUUAUAUCCUGUCCUCUUCCUCGAAUCUGAAUUGAUUUUAAAUACAACGAAAAUACACGGCUUGACCUUCUGUGAGGCGCUGAGCAGAUAAAGCGAAAAUAGAAGACUUCUGAACUAAUACAAAAGCUAUCAAAUAUUUUGAUUUAGACCUUUCACUGCCAAAGAUGGCGAAAGUCGAAAUUGAACAAAAUUUUCUGAAUUACAUUUUGUAAAAUGCUGAAAAGCAAAUGGUAACAAGUGAUAGGGCUGUCAAAGAAUUUUCAGUUGAAUGAUCAUUUUAGGGGUACAUUUUUUGCUCAUUCCUAAAAUUCUAAUUCUUGUUUACUUCUGAUCAAAACGGGGACUUGGAACGAGCGCGGGCUCAUUUCGCGAACAGCGCCUGGUGAUCGAGCCAAAUUCUGUCUGUCGAAGCAGAUCCCAGUUUAGGUAUCACGUCAUAGCUUAAGUUUUGACUGUAGUUGAAUUGCCUCAGUGACCUUUUUCUCGGUAUUUUAUGCUCAAUUCAGGUGUGGCAGUAUGUUACUUUAAUGAGACGAAUAUAUUUAAUUGAUUGUCCUGGAGUUGUUUAUCCGAGUGGAGAUUCGGAGACCGAUAUCAUACUCAAAGGCGUGGUGAGUCUUUCUUAUAAUUGCUUUGUCUUAGCAGCGCUUAAGCAACCACGACGUCAACGGUAAAGGAAGCAAAAAUAAGAUUUAAUAAGUACAACAACAAUGCAUAUCAAACUCUUUUCGACUCUUCCGUCACAACACGACUACGAGGUGAAGUUUUCUCCUUGGUAUUUUAUGGAGUUCGUUACCACACAGUGCCAAUUUUUAAACGUAAAUGCGUUUCGUAAGUAUUCUCUUCCCUGUAUUUCAUAGAGAGCUUAAGCAUACGACGACGGUGACGGCAACGAGAAAGGCCAAAAAAAAAAAACAUUAGGUUUAGAUUGGCAAAAUAACUACUUUGCACGUGAUCACGCUUUUGUUUACAUUUCUUUGUCGUCGUUGCACGACUACAACGUGAAAGUGCCUAAUUUCACGUUUUGUCGACGACAGGAACACAAAGCAACAAUUUUCUUUUUCUUUUCUUGAACUUAGGUACAAUCCUUUAGAAUUUAACUCCAAAGAAAUUUGCCAACAUUUGACAAAUUAACUUCGAGAUGGAAUAAGGGCAUAAAGUUUGAGACAGCGCGACUUCAUUUUUUAAGAGACGUUUUCGUAGCCUCGGCGUCUUUGUUGCUUAAGCUCCCUAAUAAAUCGAGGUAAGAGGGAGCGGAAUAAUUGCUAAAAAGUUUUUAACACUGAAGGCCGCAUUUUUGCUGCCGUCACCUUCGUAGUAGCUCAACCCCCCCUAUUUACUCAUGGCGUUUUUUCCCUUUGAAACUUAUCGUUGCUGCAUGAGAGUUUCUUACUAGGGUAACAUAUUUUUCUAUCUUAACGAGCAGCAUUAACUUAAAAAAACUCUGCAGUAAGUCUCAACUUAUAUCGAAUGGACCUUGUCUUGGUUUUGUUCUUGUACCUAUCUGAUUCGUUGAAAAUUGAUUCGGAAAUGAAGACGAGAAUUUGCCUCAAAUUCUGUUACCUGAAUUUGUCAGAUCAACCAAAAAGAAACUUAUUCAAAAUGACUAACAUUGUACUUUUCUCUGUUUAAAUGCCACGAAAGCGAAGUGCACGUCAUCUCGCAGAUGACAGCACUAAAAAACCUCCAACUGUCAGUGAAGCACGCGCAUGGUAGCUAUGCGGCACGCGCUAUUCCUUACUUUCCGGAACAGUAUGUUUUUCAUAAUUGGUGCUUUUUGCGAGAUUUUAUUCAGGAUUUUACUUUUCAUAUGAUACCAGAGUAAUGUCAAAGGUUGUAGUAUAAGAAGAAGGUGAAUUUGUUUGCACACACACUGGGAAGGAUUUAUGCGCGUGCUUCCAUUCAAAGCAAUCGUGGAGUCUUUCUGACGCCAUUUCGAAUGAAAUGACGAAACAAAGGAAAACAAUUUCAUCCAUUUCAGACAGAGAUCCAAAACAUGGCGUACGACAGGUCCGAGUGGGAAUUGAGUGAAUUUGGUAAUCUUAUCGAAACAGAAAAUGAGAAAUACGGAGAAAUUGUACAGAUCGCAGAGCGAAGGCGCACAGCAGAAAAAUAUGUCAAAAUCAGAAAAAUUCGUCAAGAAAUGACAUGGGGCGUUCGAGUCACAAAGACGCUCUAUAUCUUCUAUUAUGGACCUUACGUCGCUUACAAGGAAUCUAUCCUGGCAGAGUUGGUGCCACCUUUUCAAUUCUAUCUGCGAGAUGCAAAGUUUUAUACCACAUACACAGGCACUCCCUUUCGUCUCCCUGAGGGGUACAAGUUUAAAUUCUAUGAGAAUGCGGUAGAGUGCUGGCAUCACAAUGCCAUUCUUUCCAACAAGAAGCAGCUGAAGAUUCUUGUGAGGUACAACUUUGAGAAAUUUGUCAGAGCGCUUGAGACAAUCGGCGAACCCACAGCGGCGAAAAUACAGUACGACUAUGACACCUGCGUGUCCAGUAUUUCGCCAUUCAGCGAAAGUGAUGAAGAAAGCGAGGCAGAUGACGAAGAUGAUCGUAGUGAGGGAGAAGAACAAGACCAUUCUAUCAAUAAGAUCUUCCCAUUCAGUUUCAGUGGUGAUGAAGAAAACGAAUCCGAUGACGAAGAUGAUCGCGGUGAGGGAGAAGAACAAGACCAUUCUAUCAAUAAGAUCUUCCCAUUCAGUUUCAGUGGUGAUGAAGAAAGCGAAUCCCCUGACGAAGACGAUCGCAGUGAGAGAGGAGAACAUGACCAUUCUAUCAAUAAGAUCUUCCCAUUCAGUUUCAGUGGUGAUGAAGAAAGCGAGUCCGAUUCGAAAUCAGAUUGCAGUGAUGAACGUAACUUUAAUGCUGCAUUACAUCAGGAGGUUGAGACUGAUGAGGAAGAAGAACAUGACCAGUCUGAUGAUGAACUACCGAGGUUGAUCACCUUAAUCAGCGAAAGUGACGAUGAAUCAGAUGACGAAGAUGAGGACAGUGAGGAAGGAAAACAAGACCAUUCUAUCGAUGAGAUCUCUUCAUUGAGUGAAAGUGAUUAUGAGGAAAGCGAAUCCGAUUCGAAAUCAGAUUGCAGUGAUGAAAGCACAUCGAAAGCUCAAUUGGAUCAGGAGGAUGAGCCCGAUGAGGAAGAAGCACAUGACCAGUCUGAUGAUGAUUUACCGAUUUUGAUCACCUCAUUCAGCGAAAGUGACGAUGAGGAUAGCAAAUCUUCUGACUACGACACCUGCGUGUCCAGUAUCUCCCAAUUCAGCGAAGAUGACGAUGAAGAAAGUGAAUCUUACAAUGAAUCAGAUGACGAAGAUGAGCAGAGUGAGGGAGGAAAACAAGACCAUUCUAGCGAUGAGAUCUCUUCGUUCAGUGAAAAUGAUUAUGAAGAAAAAGAAUCCGAUUCGAAAUCAGAUUGUAGUGAUCAAAGUACAUCUUGUGCGAAAUUUGGUCACGAGGAUGAGCCUGAUGAGGAAGAAGAACAUGAACAGUGUGAUGAUGAUCUCCCGAUGAUCAUCACCCCAUUGAGCGAAAGUGACGAUGAAGAAAGUGUAUCUUAUAGUGGAUCAGAUGGCGAAGAUGAGCAGAGUGAAAGAGAAGAACAAGACCAUCAUUCCGAUGAGAUCACCGAGGACGAAGAGGAAAUGUGCUUUGCGAAAGAGGAAGUUGAUGAUAAGAAAGUUGAUUCAGAGGAUGUUCCUAACUUGCAGUUGCUUCAUUGUAGAGAAGAGGUCAGUGAAAAAUGUGAUCCAGAAGAAUUGGAUUUGGGUAUUCUGUUCGGUGCGGAAGAUCAUGACCACAAUUUGGAUUUAGAGAAAGUGGGUAGCUUAAGUUCGGUGGUGGAAAAGGUAGAGAAAGAUGAAAGCAACAAAGAUCAGUUCAAUGAAGUAGAGGCACAAGGACCUCCCAAACUAAACCAGCAACAACAACAACACUGCAGCGAGCACGUGGUCGAACACCGACCCAUCAAGAAGACGAAAAAGAGAAAGAACAUUCUCAUGGGAUGGGUAUGUUCAAAGAUUCUCAAAGUUUUUGUCAAAAGCAAAGUGCUUUUGUAGUUCUAUAGUUUUGUUGAAUUUAUCCUUCUUUAUUUUGCUUUGAAAUAUCCCUCUCUAACUAGUUAUUAUCGAUCUCUUAAUCAUCCUUAAGCAUCUGUGGGAAAAUCGCUUUUUUUUUUUGAUGGAUUUGUGAUAGACAAGUUUUUUUUUUAUUUUAUAAUAAUCAAUUCUAGAUCUGUUCUAUUUAUCCUUAACUUUCCAUUUCAAGAAUCCCUCUCUUUCAUCCAUAUUUAAUCCUAAAAUCCGGCGGUCUUUUUAAAUUGUUUUUGAUACUUUGAAUUUACCCCCUUUUAUUUGAUAACACAUGUGGUUCUUACGGAAUAUUACUUGUAGUAUCCGUUAUAUGUUUUUUAUCGUGAAUAUAUCCCUUUCCUUUUUUUCUUAGAAUACAAACCUUUUAGACGUAUUAUUUAGGGGUUGACCAUUUGAAUUUGACUAUUGAGGAGGCAGGGUUAUGGGUGAUUUGGUUUGGGUAACGAUUUUUUUUUCCCAAACCUCUGGAUAUAGAAUUUUCUUCCUCAUCAUAUUACCGGUGUAUGAUUUUUUUUUCCAUGCAUUAUAGGCCAUCAGAGACAUUUUUUUCAGUGCAGGAUAUUUUUUCCCUUGGCAUUUCCAUGGCAUUUCCCUUGGCAUUUUCCAUUUUUUCGAAAAUCACCCUUAGCCCCCCUUCACAGAAGUCAAAUGGUCGGCCCCUUAAGAUUGUUUGUAAACUCAGGUUCCAUCCUUUUUUUGCCCUUAUCAAUGCGUUCAGAUACAUCGUGAUAUAUACUUAUUCUUUAAAAUACCCAAACUUCUAUCACUGGGAAUUUCACUUAAGUGUUCAAUCGCUUAGAAUGAAAUUCUAACGAAACGACCCGUUUCUUAACUUAAAACUGAUCUUGCUUGCAUCUUCAAUAUUGAAUGUUUGUUGCAGUUUUUUUAAAUUUUCUUUUUACUUUUUUGAUUUACGGGUUUCGAAUCCAAAGUAUUCAAAAGAUCGCAUUUCAAUCGAUAUCGUUGUGCUUCAGUUGAGGGGCUGGGAGGGGCUUAAGCACCUUGGCCUGCAGAAGGUUGGGGUGGGGUCGGAGCCGUGAAAAUAGUGGACCAACUGUGACCUUGGUGAAGACAACCAGUGGGUUUUCGUUUUCUUUUGUUUUGUAGACCCCCUUUACUAAUUAAUCUGUUCGCAGCAUUUAACGAAUCUGAAAAUGGACACGAAACCGUAAGAAACCUUUAGAUUCGAAGACGACUGCGAGGACGCGAUUUCAUUUUACGUUUUUUCGCGUAUUCUCAAAAAAUUUACAGCCCAGGAAGCUUCACUGUACAUUUUUUUUCCCCUGAAAAGGAAGCACAGUUAUAUUAAUUGAAGGAGGCUAAGUCCUCUUCUGAUUGCAAAAUUAUAAAACUGCGAAUUCUAACACUUGAUAACUUCUUUGUGUCAGUACGACAUUCUCGCUAAAACCGGAAGUAGGUUAACGGCGGCUACCACGUUUCCCCGCCAAAAUGACAUGUGUUUCUAAGCACGCAUUACUCAGAUUAGUACUACUAAUCUAAGUAAUGCGUGCUUAAAACACAUCUGAAAAUUUGAUCCUCGUGGCCUUCCUUGUCGGAAUCACAAGGUCCCUUUUAAAAACUGGUUGAGCGAGAAGGUUUUCUUUAGCCACAGGGCACCCACGUUUGUUUCUAAUUACUUACUUUAACCCUGGAUGCGGCUGUAACGACACCGUAAAUCUCUCCACGUGGAGCAAAACCGACUGAAAGUCAUCUUAAAUACUCGGAGACAAAUGUAUUUGAACGGCAGGGAUUUAUAAUUUGAAGCAAUGAGAUGUCACAGUGGAGGCAGCUAACGGCGACCACUUUCAAACAGUCGGCAUCCUUUCACGGCGUUCGAUUGUUCGGGCAGAACCCGAAGACAGCUUCCAGGAGGCCAAUCCAAGUUCACUUGUAGCACGGCGCCGGUCUUCUUGAAGCUGUUGAUACCUUUCUAUCUACGGGUAUCUAUUGCUACUCUAAUCUGUUUGUGGAUACCUAACGAUAAUAUUUUAUACAUACGUAUAUCAAAAUAUAGAUAUCUUUCGUACACGGCAGGGGUCUUUUGCAGAGCACCGAAUGCAGAGCGUCGAAUGACUCUAAAGUUUGGUGAAUAGGGUAAGGAAACUGAGUGAAUUUAGUUUCAGGUCUGCUUUCUCAGUUUAAUGGCCCUAAAUGGAACCUGAUUCACUCAAGUUCCUAACCCCAAUCAGUAAAUUCGGAGUCAUUCGGCGUUCUGCAAAAUACCCCUGCCGUUCCGAUGGUGGAUAUUCAAUGAUAUCCAACCUAGACAUGUAACAGUUAUUCACUGAGGCGUCAUCGCCAACGCUAUGGUGAAUAGUUGCUUACCUAUAUACAAAACCAGUGAAUAGCCAGCUUGUAGCCGAACCGAGAUUUUUUCCUUUAAACAGAAAAAAAUCUUCCAGGAGUGCUCGUUGCGAGGUGAAUGGAAAUGCUGUCCACCUUUGCUCACUAGCCGAGCAGAGUAAGAAAAAAGCUAUCCACUGAUAUUUGAUAUUUACAGCAAUAACCAUGAGUGAUUUUCCUUUUCAUGGAUAUUUGUGUAUAAUUUUAUUAAGAGAUAUCUAUAAUCAUCUAUAGAUAUGUGAAUAUCAAUAGAUAUCCGUGGAUAUCUUUAGAUAUCUGUUGAUUUCAUUUUUACCUAUUUGAUAUUUGUAGGUAUGUUGACAUCAGUAGCUAUCUGCAGAUAAUCAUACUUCUAGGUGUCUCGAUUACAUUUUUGGUCGAUAUUUUCGCAUCCACGGAAAGGAAAGGGACCUAUCCUAGAGAUAUGUUUUCUACUAAAUAUUUCUCUGUCUCUUCAGGGAUCUCUAUGUCGUUAUUAACGACGGAUCAUGUUUUAGAGCUUUCAUUGGACGAAUAUAGUCACGUGGUACACUUAGGAUGGUAGACACCCUUUGCUGUUCUGGACACCCCUCUAAUUCUGAAAUCUAUUUCUAUUAUGCUAAAAGGAAUCUCUCUCUCUAUCCUUAUGCCUCUGUUCAACAGUAAACUUUUACUUUUUCAAGUACCACAGAAAGCUUAAGAUAGUUCAGAUUUUUAACUCUGACCACAACUUGUCUUCCCGGAUUUCUAACAAAUUAACACUUACAGCUUUUCUAGAAAUCGCUCCAUAAGCCAGCUGCUAUUUUUUGACGAUAUGUUCAUCUUUUUUUCUUCCUCUGAUCUAGCAACUAUAUACAUCAACAUCCUUUUUAAUGUCAAUUAAAACCUCUCAUUGAUCUUCAAUUGAUUUCCAUCGUACGAUAUUUAUCUCCUUAACAGCCUUCUUCUGAUUGAUGAUGUAUAGGCCACUGCAACUCUUUUUGUAUAUAGGUAAACGUUUUUCUAAAGAGUCCUACCCUUUCUUACGGUCUUAUUGUCAAUCUACUCUUCUUAGCCUGCGUCGAAAGCACUCUAAACCGCCUGUGUGUACAAAUGGUCUUAUAGAGAAUGCGUCAUUGUCGUUGUAGCUGUACCUUUUUCAAACGCCUGUGGUCGUUAUUCUGUGCUUAUCGUUUUUUAAAGCAGGUAUUCUAUUAUUUCCUAUCCUAUCCUAUAGUCAUCCAGUCAUGUACGUUUCUUUAAGUGAAUAUCUCCCGAUAUCCCUCUGUUCACAGCUUUCACCACUGAUAUCUGUCUCACUUAAGAUGUGUUCCUACUCCUUCCUUUGAAGAAUAUCUUUCCCUCACUCGAUAUCAGAGGUAUCCAUCUGUUUAUUUAUAUCUUAUGAUUUCCCUAUAUCAACAAAUUUCUAUCGAAAACUCUUUUUGAACGAAUAACUCUUGAAAGCUUUCUUUAGCCAUUUAUUUAUAGAUGUACAUCGAUAUUCUUUUCUGAAAUUUAUAUCUUUUGAGAUAACUUCAAUUCACCUGCGUCAUUAAGUGUAUAUGUUGUGGUUCAAUUCAGUGCUUGGUUUAAUUUUCCCUUUGUCUUACCUUUAAGUAGAAGAAAGAUUGGACCAAGUUGAAAUUCGUACUACAACGAUUCUUUAUGCCAUCUGUGGAUAUCCAUUGAUAUAUUGCCAUCAACGGACAUCCAUCGAUAUAUUUUAAGUACGGAUUACUAUCGGUGUCUGCCAAUAGUAACUUAUGUACUUUCGGUUUAUCUGUUGCAGGUCAAAAUUAUAUUUAGGUUAAAUUUUUUUAACCUAGCUAGGUUGAUUCUUAAUUUCCAUUGUCUCCUAGCCCUAAUUCGUGGACAGUUAGGGUAAGAACCAAUGAAAAUUGAGAGUCAACCUAGGUUGAAACAUUUUUAACCUGAAUGUAAGUUUGACCCGUAUCAUAUCUAUCGGUGUCAAUUAAUUAAUAAACAUAUAUCUUCAUUUUUCUACCACUGGAGCUCUAUUGAUAUCUUGGCCGUCAUUGAUAAGUGUCCAAGUCAAUAGAUUUGCCAGCGAUAGAAGCAUAUCAUUACUUAUUCAUUGAUACCUUAUAACAGAUAUCGGUGAGUACACCAGCAAGAGAUCAUAAUGAUCUCUUGAUACCAGACAUUUUUGGCACGUCACGCAACGGUCCUCCUCAAGGAUUACAUGACGAGCCAAAACAGCGGCCGUCGGUGGCCAUGAGUACACUGAGACACGGAUAGAGAAACUGACAUUGAUAGAUGUGCAUCGAUGUUUACGAUGACUGGCAACCAAAAUUUCAACGCUUCCCAACACUUCCUGGUGAAUGCUACCACUAGUAGAGGUACAGAAUGGUACUUCGAAAAACGUGGGUCCUGUCUCGAUAUCGGAGCGUUUUUUAUGGGUCUCGGCGUCUCGAAGUCUCGCUUUCGGCUGAUUUAUGCGUCUCAAAGUCUCCAUUUUUUUUGCCGACUUGUCUCAAUCUCGGAUUUGUUGUUUUUGUCUGUCCGCUUGGUCUUCAGAAGUCGAAUUUUUUCAGAGUUAAUAGGUAUAUAGGUUAUCCAACUAAUAGAUUAAGAAAGUCUGAAACAAGGCCAUUACCUCGGAAUUUCGGCGCUUAGAGUCUCGGGUUCGGAAUUGUUAAAAAAGCUUAAGUCUCGGUCUUGAAAUUUGGAAACCAGGAUCUCGCAGUCCUGCAAACCCUCGAAGUUACCAUUCUAUACUCCUACUUAUCAACAGCUGAUGCCUUACUUGUUGUAUUAAGCAAAUGCGCCGUUUUUCCUAAACGAAUUUAGGUACAUAUAACUUAGGUUCACAUGCAUUUUCUUGAUACCUUGACUGUGGCAUAAGCUGAUACCGAUCACUUUGCGAAAGGGUUUCUUGGUCGGUCGCUAAUUUCGCAGGCAAAAGAAAGAAAUCCUUUCCAAGUAACGAUUCCCAAACUUACUGAGCAUGCGCAAGGAUUAAGACCAUAUAGUAUGGCUGUGACUGGUUAAAUGGUGCCUGCCUGUCAAUCAGUCUGCAAAACGUGCACGAUUUAACCAAUCACGCCAGGCCAAGUUUUAAUCACCAUGCAUUCUCAAAACGUUUGGGAAUCAUUUUUUUGCCAGGGUUAUAGAGUGAAUUCUUUUAACUCGCGGUAGAUACAGAGUGGUAGCAUUGAUCGUCAAAAGUGCAGUUGUUGAAAUGAGUUGUCAUUCAUCUUAACUGAAGGAAGAUAUCUGUAUGGAUAUCAUUGUGUAG
Molecule: messenger RNA, 20592 nt
Organism: Porites lobata
Lineage: Eukaryota; Metazoa; Cnidaria; Anthozoa; Scleractinia; Poritidae
Source: the annotation of a GenBank genome assembly